ACUUGCUGCCCUUACUUAACAUGUCUGCACGGCCGCUGACAAGAACCGCAAUCUUGUUUAAAAGCCGAGGGGGGGGGGGGGGGCUGGCAUAAAAUGGCCGCCGAGAGCAGAAGGUGGCGCUCUAGCGCUGCGUCUCUAUGACUACGAACACGCCGGCGGAGUUUAGGCUAGUUGAGUUGGGGGGGCUAGGAAGGAGCGGGCCUGUUCGAGUCCAACCGUGGCAGCGAGCGACAGUGACAGAGCCCGUGGGGCCGCCCCCUGGACUACCUCUCCCUCCCUUCCCUCUCUCUGGUCUAAGCAGCACUGGCUGGAAUUGCCCUGUCUCUUUAGGGGGCUGCUGGUCCGCUGACCCAUCCCCUCCUCUCCUCCUGUUUCCCUACUUCUUCGCUCUCUUGCUCUUUUCCUCUAGCCAGGCGGUCACUCACUCACUCACCCUCACCCCUGUUCCUUCCUCUUCGUAUUCCGCCACCCCCUCCUGUUGCUCCUGUAUCCAUCUCCUACUUUCCUUCCUCUCUGCUGUUCCUUUUUUAAUUUAGAACAUCGCGUGCACCCCCUCGUUGUCUCUCCUUUAAGCCUCCCCAGGCCUCACAGUUUUUUCACUUGCAUACUUAGCCAUUUGUGUUUGAUCCUAGUUGCAAGGAAGAAGAGAGAGAGCCCAUCAGUACUCUCCCCUCCCUUAUCAUAUCCCAACCUUGGGAGUCCCCCCCUCCUGUGUUUUUCAUGCGCCCUUUUAUUAUCUGAGCAAUCCCGUCCAGUCUGCUUGACUCCUAAUCGCCUUUUCCGCAUCCUUCCCCACUCCUAGUGAAACUCGCCUCCUGUUUCUCGCUUUCGUUUCUCCUCUGAUCCCUUCGUCCCCAGAGGGUGUCAUUCCCUCCCUUGCUUCCUCUGCCCUUCAUAGUGUUAUCCUCCCUGUCUCCUGCGCUCCACCAACCCAUCUCUCUAGUGCUGAUUCUGUGUCCUCAGAAGCUGUGGAGCCCUCCCUCUUGUCUGAAGAAGUCCUCUCUUUGAAUCAGUCUCCUCCUUUCGUGUAUGUAAACAAGUUUCAUUGCUCCCGCUUUGUUCCUUGUGCCCCUCCUUCUCCAUUGUACUUUUGUCUAACACAAUUUUUAUAAACUUCUAGAUUUCCUGUUUUCCCUCCUCCUACUUACUUUGCUUUUGUCCCACCCAAUUAUCACAGAGCUAAUUGCUUUUUAGGCUUUUGACCUCUUUAGACAAACCUCCGAAUCUUCUUUCCCACAGGUGGCUUUUUCAGGGGGCAUAUGAAGCACCACCUCUGAGCUAACACUGGUGCUCCCAGCUUCUAUUUUAAAAGACCUUUCUUUGUUGUUGCCAUAACAGUUGGGUUGAGGAAGAUCUUCCUGUGUUAAAUUCCUUUCUCCCCUCCCCAUCCCUGAGUGGGUCCAGUAGCUUGAGAGACUGAAGAGAAGGAUGCCAAGGAAACUGCUGUUACCUUAUAAAUCUGUGUUUUCUCACUCUCGAGUUCCAAGGGGGUUGCAUGAUUCCUUGGCGAUGAAUGCAGCCAGAAGUGGCUACCGAGUCUUCUCGGCAAAUUCUACAGCAGCAUGCACGGAACUGGCAAAGAAAAUCACUGAGCGUCUUGGUGCUGAGCUGGGAAAAUCUGUGGUGUAUCAAGAAACCAAUGGAGAAACAAGGGUUGAAAUAAAAGAAUCUGUUCGAGGCCAGGAUGUUUUCAUCAUUCAGACCAUCCCAAGAGAUGUGAACACUGCCGUGAUGGAACUCCUGAUCAUGGCAUAUGCACUGAAGACAUCCUGUGCCAAAAAUAUCAUCGGGGUCAUUCCCUACUUCCCCUACAGCAAGCAAAGCAAAAUGAGGAAGAGAGGCUCAAUAGUCUGUAAACUCCUUGCGUCCAUGUUGGCCAGAGCAGGUUUAACUCACAUCAUCACUAUGGAUCUUCAUCAAAAAGAAAUCCAGGGCUUUUUCAGCUUUCCUGUUGAUAAUUUGAGGGCAUCACCUUUCUUGCUUCAGUAUAUACAGGAAGAGAUUCCUGAUUACAGAAAUGCAGUAAUUGUAGCCAAGUCUCCUGAUGCUGCUAAGAGGGCCCAGUCUUACGCUGAACGGCUGCGGCUAGGACUGGCCGUCAUCCACGGGGAAGCUCAGUGCACUGAACAAGACAUGGAUGAUGGACGUCAUUCUCCCCCAACAGUAAAGAACCCCACACUGCACACUGGCUUGGAGCUGCCAUUGAUGAUGGCCAAAGAGAAACCACCAAUAACAGUAGUUGGAGACGUCGGAGGUAGAAUUGCCAUAAUUGUGGAUGACAUCAUUGACGAUGUGGAAAGCUUUGUGGCAGCUGCAGAGAUUCUGAAAGAGCGUGGGGCUUACAAGAUUUUUAUCAUGGCUACUCACGGGCUCCUGUCAGCAGAUGCUCCACGCCUAAUUGAGGAGUCCUCCAUUGACGAGGUUGUGGUCACCAAUACAGUUCCUCACGAAGUACAGAAACUGCAGUGUCCCAAGAUAAAGACUGUAGAUAUCAGCUUGAUCCUGUCUGAAGCCAUCCGUCGGAUCCACAAUGGGGAAUCUAUGGCUUACCUAUUCCGCAACAUCACUGUUGAUGAUUAGAUUUUUUUCUUCUUCUCACUCCUCCUGUCUGGUUUCCUUAAAUAGAAGGGAGAAUGGAAAUGUGCAUGAAACAGCAGUGCCAUAAAGUUGACAGUAUACAAUUUUAGAGGUCUUAUAAGGGGGUUGGGUGUUAAGAGACUGUCGUCAUGAGCCCAGAGCAACUAUUAAGAGUUUCACUGAUCCAGCAGCCUCUUUUUGGAGGCUGAACUAGAUCUGGAUGCAUCAGGCUUUGAAGUCUAUUUAAAAUUGCUUUGAAAGAGACUAGUGGUGCCUCUUGAUUGUAUCAUUAGAGGGAAAUUGGGAGUGAACUUGAUGGCUUGCUGAGAUUUGGCUUCCCCUGCAAAUUCUCUAAGAACAAGCGCUGUCAAGCAACUUGGUGGGUAGCAGGUUUCUUUUCGUACCUCUAGUGCCAGCAAAAGGCCCCUCUUGUCAACCUGGGAUCCUUUUAUAAUCUAAUGAAUGCAGCAGAGCUUCCUUUUGUGAAAAUCAUCUACAAUUUAGAUUCAUUUCAUGGCAGCUUAGGCAAUGUCAUCAGCAAUAACGUAGCAUGAUGCUAAGUGACUCCAAGGUGGUGGUAGAAAAUAGAAUGUACCUUCUGUCAUUUUGUGGAACCCUUGGUUCUAAUCCCUCCUAGCUGGCAAGCACCUAUUUACCUACCGUUUGCAGGUAAACUGUGAACGAUGAAGUUCAGAUUGACAAGGUCUGUUUCAGAUGGUUUGCUGCAUUCAGGGUUGAAAUGUGCCGGCCAAAAAGUAUAGAGACAGCCAUGUUAUACAAAACUGUAUCUAAUGCUUCCGCUGCUGAAGAAUUAACCUAGAGAAAGUACUUUUGGGAAUCAGUUAAAUGAUAAGAGAUUGUGUUAUACUGCUGUGUUAACACAGAGGUAUUUACUUGUCUUAUUCAGUCUGCUUCCUAAUGCAAUGGCUCUUAACAUGCUAUCAGAAAGGCUACAGAAAUUCAUGUCUCUCUGGAAAUCUCCAUUAGAUUAUAGCUUCUGGCUUGGAAGGGUAACUACUUACCCCCUUGUGUUUUCAAUACCUUCUGGAAUGCCAGGGUCCCACAAAUAAGGUUCCAGCAGAGCACUUAGCAGAUUUCCUCCGUGUUUGGCAAUCAUUCAUUUCAUUCCCAUUCAAAGCAAAAUGCAAUUAUCAUGGAUCAUCAGGAUUUCUAGUCAUUUGUAAAACUACCAGGCAGUGAAAGUGUUUGACAGGUUCAGAUACCCUGCACAAAUUCUUUUAAAUCCCCAGACCCUUUGGCUGACCGCUUUUUAUCAUCAACAUUGUUCACAAAGCCACCUGACAGAAAGUCCAUUCUACUUUAUCAUUCUGUGAAAAUCAAAAAUGGUAAUUGUUGCCCGUCUGCGUCUACUACAGGCCUAAGGCCAGUGGAUGCAAAGAUGGCAGAGCUUUCCUCGCCGACCUAAGUGGUAACAGCCAUUUGAAGGUAGAACUGGUUGACUGAGGCAAGAUAAAGCAAAGGGGAUGCUGCUGCUGCUGCUGCUGCUGCUGCUGCCCAUUGUACCGGUCUGUCAAAUCCCAUUGAGAGGUGUAACCCAGUCCAACUUGCUCAGUUCCUUUUCUCUGCAGUGGUUUUGACUUGUUGAGCCCUGUCUCCUCAAACACUGCUGCUGCCUUUAGAGAGAGCUCAAAGUCCAGACUCAGAAAACCAAGCAUCUCCAUGAAAUCCUUUUAUGAUCACCGAUGCUUCCCUGUGAUUGUGCUGCUGUGACCAAACUGUACGUGAUGGAAUUCCUCCUUUAUAGAGUUGCACUGAAGGGCCAAAGGCAGAUGUGGGGUGUCCCAGAUCUACUAAACAGAUGUUUCUCUGGCCAUAGGUCUUCCAGUGUUCAGAGUUCCUUGCCUGGAUCACUCCCCUUAUUGUAACAAGUUUGCAGCUCCUUAAUUGCCUUCAAGAAGUUUUCCUGCAGCCACCUUUCUUUUUGGUUUCUCUGUUCCAUUAGAUUUUGCUUUUCUGUCAUACUGGUCUUCUUUCAGCCAAUCCAGGCCGGGCUUGUUGCCCCUUUCAGUUUCCCAAUGAGAGUGGCUUUGAUCAAUAACAGCAAAUGUCUAAAAGAGGUGCAUGAAUCAUGCAUGCUCCUUUUGCAACAUAUUUUGAUGGAAAGAUUGGGCUGCUGUGAGGAUCCCAGAUGCCCGCUGCAGUUGUGGACUCUGCCUUGAAGCAUGGAGAGAAAAUAUGCAGUUUGCUCCUGCAUCUUCUUUUUAGUACUUGUUGCCAGUUCCUGUUUUCAUACUUGCCCUUAUAGGUCUUCCUGUUGUUAGCUCCUGUGUCUUACUGACAUUGGACUAUUGACAUAUGUUGUUCCAAAUUAAAAUUAAAUUUUAUUCUGUUCUGAUUGAAUGUUUACACUUCAAAUUGUUAUCAUCGUUGAGCAUUCAGUAUGGGAGACCAUAAGGAAAAACUUCAGUAUCUCUGCAGCUAAAACAUUACUAAGGAUCCCAUAAUAUCACUCCAGCUCGGUUACUGUCAGAGGCUUCACUGUCACAGAGUGUUGUAGCAUUGGCUAUGGGAUCUUGAAAAUACUCCUGAGAACUGCAUUGAAAGGAAGUGGAAGAAAAAUAAUUCAGUCCUAGGUGCAUGACUAGGAAGUAUGUUUGGUUUACCUCUACAGAAACAGUUUCAUUCUGAGAUCGCAGCAGAGCUAUGAUGGUGGUGGAAUACUAAAACUGUAGUGGUACACCGGCUUUGCCGUUUGUUAUUCUGAAACUAGCAGGUAGGCUUUUAAGUGCCUUGAAUGUGGACAGAACUCUAAUCCACAUUGGUCAUUGUUAAGAGUAGAGCCAGACAUACUGUUUCUUUGCAGCUGUUAACUGGGAACAGUUUGUGGGGGGUGGUAGCUCUCUGCCUGCCUGAACUAUAUAAUGUUCAAAACAUGGAAGAGGACUUUGAGAGGAUAACAAAGAUAACGACUUUCUCCAUUUAUCAUUGGAAUGAGGAAGUUGUUCUUCAACUUCAGCCAGCAUACUUUCUUUCCGCUUAAGCACAUUUAAAUAUUUUUGAUCAUAUUAAAGGACAAACAAGACGACUGUAGUUCUGGGAAAUGCCUUCUCUAUUCAGACAAGGUUCUCCAGUUUAUCUGCGUGAGAAUAUAUUGUGAUUUAACUACUUUUCUGCCUCCAGCUAUAUAAGCCUGGACACAAGAACUCCUUCAAUGAAGAAGGCCUUAUUUACAGUAUGAAGUCUUCCCAAAUGAUUUUCAACGUAAGCAAUACCUUGGGAUAGUAGUUUUAUUGUAAAUGCAGAAUAUUGGAGAGGCCAUCACACUGAUUUUUAUCAUCUUGGCUUGGAAGCUGCUAGUGUUAGUAGCAGAAUGUAAUUUAAAAGUAGCAGAUUCUCCUGAAGUGUGGGCGAAGUUCCAAAUGUGAUGUCAGCAUUGUUCUCAAGCAGUUCUGUGUUUGUGCAGCACGUUGGUUCCCAGUCGUACAGGGAUCAAAACUGUCCAUCUUUAUGUUAGAGGGUAAUUUUUUAAUGUGUAUAUGUUCAUUGUCGUCCUAUUAGCUGAGAAGUAAAAAGGACUUCCAUCUGCAGUCAAAACAGCGUAGGAUCUGGAUUUGUAAAGACUAGGAUUGCUGCAAGGAUCAAAGCAACAUGGAAAGUGUCCAGGUGAUUUUUGACACACCUAGUUCUUUUUUUAACAAAUGGCUUUCUUCUUGGAAUCACCUUGCCUUCAAGGGAUUUCUGAACAGCACAGAAAAACAGCAGAAUGCCCUGUUACACCAUUAUCUAAGCUGCAGGCAAGGAAUGGCAGGUUUACUAUUAAAACAGCAAUACGAUGGUGUGAUUCUUUGUGGGUAUCAUGAGGAAAUGUUUUCUUGUCUUUAUUUAAAGUAGGUUUGUUCCUGUUAAUAACCAUCUGCCCAAGAAUAUGUUUUACUAUUGCUUUGAAAACUUAGCUAUGCGUGGAUAUUUUUCCUUUCCCCCUGUUUCUCCUCAACUCCCAUUUUGCUGUGUUUUGCUGCACUUCAUAUCUACCUCUUUGUCAAGAUACCAGGGUAGUACAGGAAAUCCUUGGAUUCAUUCAGCUGCUGUCAUUUUCUAAUUGGACAUGCUUUUAUGCUAAAGCUGGGGGGGGAGGGGUGGUGUUCAAUUGCUCUUUUGCCUUGGUACCUUGGAAAGCCAAAGUCACUUUGCCCUACCAGAUGAAUACUUCAAGAGCAUAACAAUGCAGAGUAUAACCCAAGGUCAUAAAAUGGGUAAAAGAACAGCACUAGAUAAAUAACUCUGAAAUCAGGAGAUGUUUAGCAGCCUUUCUGCAGGAUCAGGCGAAGCAGGCCGUCUUCUGCAGGGGUUUUUCUUUGCAACUUCGCAUAUUAUUGUAUUGAACUAUGAUUUUUGUGACGGUAACAGCACCCAGUCUGCAUUUGAUAGGUAGGGUGAAUAACCUUGUGAGCUGCUGCUCUGUUUGAAGAAGAAAUCCUGGCUGUAUGCAUACAUUAGCAUUAUUCUUUAAAAACAACAACUAAAGACCAGCAAAAUUAUGAGAUAAAAGGAGUAAUUAUUCUGCUCUUUGCUUUUUUGGUGGUGGGGGGGGGGAGUGUCUGCCAAGUACUCCAGAAGCAGAUACUGUACACUAGAGCACAAUUCUGGAGAAUGUUCAUAAAUGUUUACGGCAACAAGAAAUUAAAGGGGGUUCACAAAAUUGGAUGAGCACAGGGGAACUGUGGCAUCAAACGGAACCUUAGGUGCCUGUUAACAAUUUCUCCGUGCUCUGCUACAGUGAAAUAGCAGUGGAUGCUGUACUUAAAUGCCAACUAUCAUUUUCUAAAGCAUGAAAUGCUGAAUUAGGAGAGCCUCAAAAUAUAUUAUCCCCUAUGAUAUAAGUGCAACCUUGAUGUGAACUGUGCAUUAGAAAUGGGUAAUGGGCACAUUUGCACUGUACUUCAAAGAUAUUAAAAUCUAUGGGAAUGUUGCCAGUAGUUGUAAGUUGUAUUUUUAUGCCCCUUCCCCGAGAAGCCCAAAUUGUGCAAAAGGGCCUUUUCAUUUACUUCAGGAAAAAAGGAAGUUGAGCUUAGUCACCAUUUGUAUUGUCCCAGAUGUCCCAGCCAAUUCUUGAGGCUUAAUUAGAACCUGAUUUACAAUAUGAGAAAAAAUGGGGAGGUGAUACUAUCUUUACUCAGAGUCUUCAAAAAGUACCAGCCAGUGUUUCUUUUAUGCAUGCAAGGAAGGUUGAUGUCUUCCAGCUCCAGUUUCCAUGACAUCUCAAAGGGGUAUGUGUGAAGAUUUCAUCAUAAUGUACAUAUAUAUACACUUUUAAUCUUCCAAUCCAGUGUGAAGGAAGCUAUACAACUUAGCCAUCCACCAUUCAUUAUGACUGCUUCUAGAGACUGUUCUCAACUGCUAAGAUUACCACUAGGAAUAUAAAAUGUUUGUAGAACAACAGAGUGACUAAUAAAUAUGCAAAUAAA
Sphaerodactylus townsendi is the source of this 8003-nucleotide messenger RNA. It is a transcript of the gene PRPSAP1, whose product is annotated as phosphoribosyl pyrophosphate synthetase associated protein 1. Gene Ontology annotation, molecular function: magnesium ion binding; ribose phosphate diphosphokinase activity. The transcript is spliced from 10 exons. The record is from RefSeq and is a predicted model, not a curated record. Bases 1429 to 2580 code for a protein of 383 amino acids. Gene Ontology annotation, biological process: 5-phosphoribose 1-diphosphate biosynthetic process; purine nucleotide biosynthetic process. Gene Ontology annotation, cellular component: cytoplasm; ribose phosphate diphosphokinase complex. Lineage: Eukaryota; Metazoa; Chordata; Lepidosauria; Squamata; Sphaerodactylidae.